AUGUAUCCUGAAGGUCAAUUGUCACCAUCAGUACCAAACUCACCAAGAUAUACUCUACCGCCAAUCACUUCACCAACGUCUCGACAAAACAUGCAUCCUCCACAGCCUCAAUUUAAUCAAAACAAUAUCCAUCAUCGACCUAUGGACCGUGAACCUGAUCAGCCCAAUUUGUAUAAGCAACAUACUCCUCAAUUCGCAGCGUCUUCAUCAGUAUCCUCAACAUUUGUGCAGAUGCUAGCAUACAAUAACACACACCCAACAUACACAAGUACAGUACAAAACACAUACUCAUAUCAUCCCUACCAUGAAUAUCCUUCAUAUGGAGCACCACACGAAACUAGUCAUCAAGUAGGAGAGAAUGAAAAGGCUCAUGUAGCAGCACCGUGGCCAGCGCAAUAUCGAACAAAUAGCAGCAGCAAUAAUGUAGUUUAUGGACAGCCAUCUUCCGUUUCAAUUUCGACUCGUUCUCCAAUACAGAUAGCAACUCCUGAAGAAAUUCAUCAGUACACUUACACUAAUCUCCCCAAAGAAAACAAUAGUAGGAAUAGUAGUAAUACUCGAUGGCAGGAAGGUGAAAUAGUUCAGGUUACCGAAAAUGCACGGACAAAGAAGGAGCGAGAGUAUAAUGAGAGGGUUCAAGAGAUAGAGCGCGAGUUUAUGGAAAACAAAAGAAUGAAAAGAUGGAAAAAGUCCAGGAAGAACUCAAUGAGGUGUACAAUGGCAAGGGAUUAUGCCUUGUUUGAUGAGAGACUAGCAGCUUUGGAAGAUAAUAGGGUUUUGAUGAUAAAGAAUGCCCAGUUGAUGAUGGACUACCAAGUAAAGUGUGUUGAUAAACAACAUGACACAGACUGGCGUACUCUAGAGAAAGAGUCUAUGGCAGAGAAAAGGGAGCUUCAGAGAGCAAUGUAUGUCAUGUUAGAAGAAAAGAGAAAAAAACUAAAGGAAGACAAGGAUGGUGAAUUGGGAUCAUCAAAAGAACUCGCCUAUUCGACUCACCACACCCGCAACCGCAAAAGAAUGAUGCGGAAGCGAGGUAACCCUCUACUGAAACUGGACAGUAUACCGCCCACAAAGACGGGAAACUACACAUCAAAACGCCGUUAUGCCGCAGAACAUAUCCUUUUUAAUAUAGUAAUUACUGCUAAUUCUAGUGCACCAGAUUUAAAGAAAGAAAGAAAGACCUAA
This is a messenger RNA of Phycomyces blakesleeanus NRRL 1555(-), 1185 nucleotides long. RefSeq lists its product as hypothetical. The transcript has 7 exons. NCBI's taxonomy places the organism in Eukaryota, Fungi, Mucoromycota, Mucoromycetes, Mucorales, Phycomycetaceae. The coding region runs from base 1 to 1185 and encodes 394 amino acids. The record is from RefSeq and is a predicted model, not a curated record.